This is a messenger RNA of Pediculus humanus corporis (human body louse), 1377 nucleotides long. RefSeq names its product sialin, putative. Bases 1 to 1377 code for a protein of 458 amino acids. The transcript is spliced from 2 exons. NCBI's taxonomy places the organism in Eukaryota, Metazoa, Arthropoda, Insecta, Psocodea, Pediculidae. Gene Ontology annotation, molecular function: transmembrane transporter activity. The record is from RefSeq and is a predicted model, not a curated record. Gene Ontology annotation, biological process: transmembrane transport; monoatomic anion transport.
AUGGAUAAUCAAAAUACCGACAUGAGGCAGGAUGGCUUAGGUCAUCCCUGCUGCAUUUUCAGAAGGAGACGUUAUUACAUAGCAAUUAUGGCUUGCAUUGGUUACGUUGUGUCCUAUUCCACGAGGGUUAAUCUCAGUGUCGCUAUUAUAUUCAUAACCAAAGAAAGUAAUGCAACCACAACGAAAAAAGAAUUCAUGUGGGACGAAAACGUUCAAGGUAUCAUUCUCGCUUCUUUUUUUUACGGUUACAUCAUCACACAAAUUCCGGGUGGUUAUCUCGCCGGCAUCAUAGGAGGAAAUCACGUUCUCAAUUUGGGUGUCGCGGGUUCGGGGUUAAUCAGUUUCGUGGGGCCCGCGUGUCUCAAGUUUAGCGUCGGUGCGUCCAUUGCCAUGAGAGUGAUUUGCGGUUUAUUUCAAGGAGUCACGGUGCCGGCCAUAAGCUCCAUGUGGGCGAGGUGGGCUCCUCCCCUCGAAAGAACCAUUCUCAGCACGAUCGCAAUAAGUGGAAAUUUUUUUUCUUCUAUAAUCAUAAUGCCCAUUUGCAGCGUGAUCGGCGACUAUUUAGGCUGGGAGUGGAUGUUCUACAUAUUCGGAGCACUUUCUUUGGCCUGGUCUGUCGCAUGGUCUUUCACGGUGUUUGCCGGACCCGAAAAAGAUAUUUUCAUAAAGGAAUCCGAAUUGCAAUACAUUCAAACGUCAAUAGGAGAACGAACGGAUAGUCAACCGAAACAUCCGUGGAAAAGAAUAUUUUCUUCCAUGCCGGUGGGGGCGGCGGUCGUGGCGCAAACCGGUCACAAUUGGGGAUACUACACGAUGCUUUUGCACGGUCCAAAGUAUUAUCACGAAACAUUAAAAAUUAACCUCCAACUAUCUUCCUUUUACACCGGACUGUGUUUCACAGUUACAGGUUUUUUGAUGCAAGUUUUCGGUCAAAUAUCUGACUUUCUGAGAAGAACAAAGCAUAUGAAAACCGUGAGCGUCCGUAAAAUGUUUUGCUGCGGAGGAUUUCUCGCACAAUCUAUAUUCAUGAUAUUAUUAAUAUUCAAUAGAAACCCGUAUUUUUGCGUGGCUUUUUCGAUUUUGGCCAUCGGAAUGGGUGGGAUAACGUGGUCGGCAUUUAACGUGAAUCCUUUGGAUAUAGCUGCUCCGCACGCCGCUAUCAUUUCCGGACUGGCCAACACGUGUGCAACGCUUUCAGGAAUUUUUGCACCCAUGGUGUCAGCUUGGUAUAUAUCUGGUCGGAACUCGGUUCACAUCGAGGACUGGAUGGGGGUUUGGAUUAUUUGCGUAAUCAUAUAUUUUUUAAGCGCAAUAUUUUUUUUACUGUUUGCAGCUGGAGAAAAACAAUCGUGGGUUUAUACGGCUAAUGAAAAUUAA